GUACGCAGCUCAGCGCAAAGAGAAAGCGAGCGCGCAGAUCUAUCUGUACAUCAGUGGUUUUCCGCUAUCUGGCUGCUGUCUGGUGUGAUAAGGGGAUAAAGCGGAAGGAAUAUGGUUCCAUCUCACGUUCCUCCGGCUGCAGCGCUGUCAUAACGGAGUUUUCGUGUGGGCGGCUGGGGCUUGUACUCGGUCCACCGAAUAACCAGGAUUCCUGCCUUUCCCGUUUAACGCGGUAGUCCCUGCAGCAGUAGCUGAGCGUCACGGGAACAGAUGGUGGAGGCCGUGGUAGAGUUUGACUAUGAGGCUCAACAGGAGGAUGAGUUGAGUCUGCGUGUCGGUGACAUCAUCGUCAAGGUAACCAAGGAUGACGGAGGGUGGUGGAAAGGAGAGAUAGACGGACGGAGGGGGCUGUUCCCAGACAACUUUGUCAGAGAGAUGAAGAAGGAGGUGAAGAGAGCGGCGGGUCCUAAAUCUGAUUUGUCCAAUGGCAGUACAAGCCCUGUACCUGAGCCUGACCGACGACCAGCCAGGAAAGGAGAUCAAAUCCACCAGAGGAGGUGUAAGGCUACCUUCAGCUAUGUUCCCCAGAACGAGGAUGAGUUAGAGCUGAAGAUAGGAGAUGUCAUCCACAUACUGGGGGAGGUGGAGGAGGGCUGGUGGGAGGGCAGUCUGAACGGUAAGACAGGGAUGUUUCCCUCCAACUUCACCAGAGAGCUGGAGGACACGCCCCCUUCACUAGACACAUCCACUAGGUCAUCACAGGAGGAGCUACGCAGCAACAAGACCAGUAAAGACAGUCCAGGCAGCGAGAGUGACGGAGGAGAGAGUCGCUCUGACAGUGGAGAGAUUCAACCCAAGAAGGUUCGAGGGUUUGGGUUUGGUGACAUCUUUAAAGCCCAGCCCAUCAGACUGAGACCUGCAUCUGGAGACAUGGACACAGAGGGAGAGAAGGCACAGGUUAGGAAAUCACCCUCUGUUUCCCUGGAAACCAUGAAGGCGGAACCUGAGGGCAUGGUGAAAGGCCGUGAGCUGUGUAAGGUCAUCUUCCCGUACGACGCCAAUAACGAAGACGAGCUGUCAAUGAAAGAGGGAGAGAUUGUCACCAUAAUCAACAGGGUGUGUGUGUCUAACAUCAGAGUCCAUGCAUGCGGUUGUGCAUGUGUGUAUCAGGACUGUGCUGAUGCGGGGUGGUGGAUGGGGGAGAUAGGGGGGAGAAAGGGAGUCUUCCCUGAUAACUUUGUCAAGCUGUUAAUACCUGAUGUGGAGAAAGAGAGACCAAAGAAGCCGCCUCCCCCCAGUGUCCCUUCGGGUAAACACACCACAGAGAAAAGGUCAGAGGUCAGGAAGGUACCCCCGGAGCGCCCAGAGCACGUGCCUCACAGACCACCUGACGACAACAAAGGUGAGGAGGUGAAGGUUGGAGAAAUCCCUAAGCCCGCCCUUCCGUCCAUCCCUCCAAAAAAGCCCCGCCCACCAAAGACAAGCUCCUCCCACCUCCCUCCCCGAGGCCCAGACAGACCUGAAAGACCUCCUUCUGUACCGUGUGAGAGCCCUAAAUCUGAGGGUGGGGCUGUGACUCCAGAUUCUGCCUCUGACAUGUCAAAAGACAUCGAUGUGGUUUAUUUGGACUCGCUAGUCUUGUCUACAGAGAAACUAAGCCAUCCCACCGCAAUGCGACCAAGAGUCCUCGUCCGCAGACCACGCUCCCUGAUCAUCAGCACAUCUUCUCUGUCCAGUAUUGACCAGCUGGACUCUCCUGUGGUGGAGGAGCAGAGAAAGGGGAAGGACAGAGAAAAGGAGGAGCAGAGAAGGGGGAAGGACAGAGAAAAGGAGGAGCAGAGAAGGGGGAAGGACAGAGAAAAGGAGCUGCAGGAGAGGAAAGCACUUCCCACCAUCACUGUACCUGACAGUAAGGGUGUGCUGCCACCCAAGCCUGCUGUCCUUCACCCACCGUCGACAGAAAGCCUGGCCCUCCGCCCUAUAAGCCCCUCCCCUUCAUACACAAAACCCACCUCUUCAUGUAUAAGCCCUUCCCCUGAGCCCAGGCCGACGCCCACCCUGGAGGAGCUGAGGGGACAACUGAGAGAGCUGAGAGCCUCUGUAGAACUGCUGAAGAGCCAACACAGGCAGGAGAUGAAGCAUUUGUCCAGUGACCUGGAUGAGGAGAAGAGGAUCCGCCUUACUAUGCAGAUGGAGGUGGAGAAGAUUAAGAGGAGUUUAUUUAAAUGACCUUUCACCCUCCCUGGCGCAUAUUGAUGACAUCACCUCACGCUGGAGCCAGAGUGUGACAUCAUCCCUGGGAAGGGUUCAGACGAACUAGUUUGUGCCAGAAAUCAACAUCAAUGACAGACGAUCCCAAUCCCCUCUUGUCUGUUUGUGUUGAAAAGGCUUGCUUAUUUUUUUUGUUUCCUGCUAUCUGAUUGGAGUGUUCUGGAUCAGGGGCGUAGCCUCACUACUAUUCUGUCUGACAUCACGCUACUCAAAACACCUGGAACACCUUCACCUGCUGUUAGAGUGUGUGUGUCAGCAUACAAGGUUUCUAUGGCAACCCCACACUGUGGCCUUCCUUCCUGUUUUAGAUGUCUUUCUUUCUGAUGACAUAAAGACCGUUUGUGGACUUCAUAUCUCCAGGAAAGUGAAAUAGACUUUUAUAUUCCAGUAUUCUAAAGAUGAAGAUUAUGGAUGUGUGCUGAUUUUAAUAAAAUCAAAAUAAACUCAA
This is a messenger RNA of Salmo salar (Atlantic salmon), 2719 nucleotides long. The record is from RefSeq and is a predicted model, not a curated record. NCBI's taxonomy places the organism in Eukaryota, Metazoa, Chordata, Actinopteri, Salmoniformes, Salmonidae.